Contarinia nasturtii (swede midge) is the source of this 2299-nucleotide messenger RNA. RefSeq names its product beta-galactosidase-like. Gene Ontology annotation, biological process: carbohydrate metabolic process. Gene Ontology annotation, molecular function: beta-galactosidase activity. The record is from RefSeq and is a predicted model, not a curated record. Gene Ontology annotation, cellular component: vacuole. The transcript has 12 exons. Lineage: Eukaryota; Metazoa; Arthropoda; Insecta; Diptera; Cecidomyiidae. The coding region runs from base 257 to 2206 and encodes 649 amino acids.
UGAGUAUUUUUUCAAACAUUUGUGAUAAUUUACAAUUGAAUCAUUCAUGAUAACACCAAAAAUUAAACUUUGUUCGUGUACAGAUUAGAUUUGAAUUUUGGUCAAUGUUUAACAUUCGACCGUUUAACAUUGUAACACACAGAGCCCCGAAGCGACUGAUGCAACGUGCAAUAUAUCAGUUAAUCACAUAUUGACCUAUCACUUUAAAAACGUUGUUACAAUUGUAAUUGAGAAAUCGAUCGUAUGCUGUGAAAAAAUGCGAUUACAAACCAACCUUUUGAUUGUUUCGGCACUGUUUAUACUACAAACUAGAAGCCAUUCAAAUACAGUGCAUCGAAGUUUUCGCAUUGAUUACGAAAACGAUUGUUUUUUAAAAGAUGGACAGCCGUUUCGUUUUGUUGCUGGUUCGUUUCAUUAUUUUCGAGCGUUACCAGAUACUUGGCGCCAAAAAUUGCGCACAAUGAGGGCAGCCGGUUUGAAUGCAGUCACAACGUAUGUUGAAUGGUCACUGCACAAUCCAAAACCGGAUACAUUCAUUUGGAAUGGAAUGGGUGACAUUGAACAAUUUAUACGAUUAGCUGCCGAAGAAGAUUUAUUAGUUAUUCUUCGACCCGGACCGUAUAUCUGUGCCGAAAGAGAUAUGGGUGGUUUCCCAUAUUGGCUUUUGAGACGUUAUCCAGGAAUUAAAAUGCGGACAUAUGAUACGGAUUAUCUAAAGGAAGUUCGCAUUUGGUAUAAUUCACUUUUUCCAAGAAUAACUCGUUAUUUGUAUGGAAAUGGAGGUCCAAUUAUAAUGGUACAAGUGGAGAAUGAGUAUGGAUCGUUUGCCUGUGAUAGAAACUAUUCACUCUGGUUACGAGAUGAGACGUUAUCGUUUGUUGGUGACAAAGCGGUUCUUUUUACUAAUGACGGACCGUCACAAUUGCCUUGUGGAAAAAUUGAUAACGUAUUAGCUACCUUAGACUUUGGAUCUGCAUCGCGCAAUAGUAUCGAUCAAACUUGGAGAAGACUACGUGAGUUUCAACCAAAAGGACCGCUUGUAAAUGCUGAAUAUUACCCAGGCUGGUUGACACAUUGGCAAGAGCCGUUGUCAAGGGUUGAAUCACAGCCUGUAGUUGAUUCGCUUAGAUUCAUGUUGGAUGUAGGUGCCAGUGUUAAUUUCUAUAUGUUUUUCGGUGGAACAAAUUUUGGAUUUACAGCUGGUGCAAAUGAUGGUGGUCCUGGAAAAUAUCAAGCCGAUUUAACAUCGUAUGAUUAUGAUGCUCCGAUGGAUGAAGCGGGUGAUCCAACGCCAAAAUAUAUGCUAAUUCGAGAUGCCAUAAAGGAUUAUUUACCAUUGCCAAAUAUUUCGGUGCCAGCACGUGCACCAAAAAUGACACUACCUCCCGUGCGAUUAAUACCAAAAAUGACACUUUUAUCGCCAAUUGCACGACAAAAAUUCGGUCAACCAUCAAUCCGAUCACGUAUUCCAUUAACCUUUGAACAAAUCGAUCAAAAUUCUGGUUUUGUGCUGUACGAAGCCGUUUUGCCGCCACUUAAUUUCGAUCCAUCCAUUUUUGCCAUACCAAAACUAAACGAUCGAGCUAUCGUACUUAUUGAUGAUAUGGUCGUUGGUUAUCUAUCACGAGAAAAUCUCGUAAAUGCAGUAGGUUUGAAUGCGGGAUUUUCAGGAAAAACAGUCCAAGUGUUGGUUGAGAGCCAGGGUCGUAUCAAUUACAAUGUAAUGAAUGAUUUCAAAGGGAUAAUCGGCAACGUUCAAGUGAAUAAUAUGCCUUUGUUAAAUUGGACAAUGACCGGUUUUCCGUUAGAAGAUGUUGAACAAAUUGAAGAUUUAAUUUCCGAACGCAUCGAAAACGAUAUCCUUGAAAAUUCGGGCCGAUCGACGGCAGAUUUCAGUACAGAUAUUAUGAAAAAUGGCCCUAGAAUUUUUCAUGCAACAUUCAAUAUUGAUGCAGCUGAAAUUCAUGACACAUAUAUAAAUCCAUCUGGAUGGGGAAAGGGAAUAAUAUUUAUCAAUGGCUUCAAUUUGGGCCGGUAUUGGCCACUGGUUGGACCUCAAAUUACAUUAUACCUACCAAAACAACUAUUACGGCGACGAAACAAUUUGCUAAUUCUGAUUGAACUUCAAAAAUCCGCUAACAAUGGAUAUAUCACAUUUAGUAAUUAUCAUAUUUUCAAUACAAAAAUACCUCAAGAUGACAAUUGAUGAACUCUUCACUACUGGGCAAUAAAUGUGACAAAUAAUUUAAAAGUUUUUUUUUAUUGUUAAUCAAAACGGAAAAUAAAUUGUUUAUUUGAA